AUGGUCCUGGUCAUGAAACUUCUGUUCCUCACCUGCCUAUGGCCAACAGCAGUGCUACACAGCUCUCACAGUCAGCAUCACCGUCUUCAUCGUCGGCAACAAAUGUCAUUCGCAAGAAAACAUAACAGCAAACGAGAAAUUAAAAUGAGGAAACUUGACAGCACGAAGGUCCGACCACUCAAAACUGAGCAGCUUCUUCACAUAGAGGACCAUGACUUUGCUCUGAGACCUGGAUUUGGAGGGUCACCAAUACCUGUGGGCAUUGAUGUGCAGGUGGAGAGCAUUGACAGCAUUUCUGAAGUUGACAUGGACUUCACAAUGACUUUAUAUCUCAGACACUACUGGAAGGAUGAGAGGCUCUCAUUCCGAAGCAACAAAAACAAAAGUAUGACUUUUGAUGGACGGCUGAUAAAAAAGAUCUGGGUGCCUGAUGUGUUUUUUGUGCACUCCAAAAGAUCUUUUAUCCAUGAUACAACUGUGGAAAACAUCAUGCUCCGAGUGUACCCUGAUGGCAAUGUCCUCUUCAGCCUGAGAAUAACAGUUUCUGCUAUGUGCUUCAUGGAUUUCAGUAGGUUUCCUCUGGACACACAGAACUGUUCUUUAGAACUGGAAAGCUAUGCAUACAAUGAAGAUGAUCUGAUGUUGUACUGGAAACAUGGAAACAAGUCCCUGAGCACAGAUGAGCACAUCUCCCUCUCCCAGUUCUUCAUUGAGGAAUUCAGUGCUUCCAGUGGACUUGCUUUUUACAGCAGUACUGGUUGGUACAACCGACUUUUUAUCAACUUUGCACUCCGCAGACAUAUUUUCUUUUUUGUGCUACAAUCCUAUUUCCCAGCCAUGCUGAUGGUGAUGCUGUCUUGGGUUUCCUUUUGGAUUGACAGAAGAGCUGUUCCUGCCAGGGUGUCAUUAGGUAUAACUACAGUACUGACAAUGUCCACCAUCAUGACAGGAGUAAGUGCCUCAAUGCCUCAAGUGUCUUACAUAAAGGCUGUGGAUGUGUAUUUAUGGAUCAGCUUCCUUUUUGUCUUCCUGUCAGUCAUCGAGUAUGCAGCAGUGAACUAUCUCACCACAAUUGAAGAGAGAAAACAACUCAAAAAAAGGGGCAAGGCUUCAGGAAUGUACAGCAUGGACGCAGUGCAAGCGAUGGCUUUCGACGGCUGCUACCACGACGCGGAUGAGGACAUGGACCUGAGUCCCUUCCCAGAGCCCUGUGAGGAGAAUGAGACCAGGGCAAGUCAAACCAACAUCUCCAAUGCUGACACACCUCGCCUGAAGAGGAAGAGAUCUCUGAAGGGAAACGUGGGCAGGAUUAUUUUGCAGAACAAUCAUGUUAUCGACACCUAUUCCAGGAUUAUAUUUCCCAGUGUAUAUAUUGUGUUCAACUUUUUUUACUGGGGUUUGUACAUAUGA
Molecule: messenger RNA, 1410 nt
Organism: Camarhynchus parvulus
Lineage: Eukaryota; Metazoa; Chordata; Aves; Passeriformes; Thraupidae
Gene: GABRR3
Product: gamma-aminobutyric acid type A receptor rho3 subunit
Exons: 9
Coding region: 1-1410 (469 amino acids)
Biological process (GO): regulation of membrane potential; chemical synaptic transmission; nervous system process
Cellular component (GO): GABA-A receptor complex; neuron projection; synapse
Molecular function (GO): extracellular ligand-gated monoatomic ion channel activity; GABA-A receptor activity; neurotransmitter receptor activity
Source: RefSeq, a predicted model, not a curated record